ACAGAGAGCCGCGAUGAGGUCCGGCCUGGGGUACCAGAUUCUUUAAGCAUUUUCUUUCCUCCCAUUUCGCGUGUUUACCAUCUCUACGCAUCCGCCCAGAGAUCAGCUGAACUCUUUUGAAGUUUUUUAUGCCAACAUAACGGUGCGAUUUCAGACCUCCGCCCUUUUCUGUACUCCAAGGAGGGUUCACAGAUUGCAAACCAAAUUUUUGCUCCUACAGUGGUCAAAUAUGGUCGAGAUGUUCUGAAAGUCCUCUGGACGUACGCGGAUGAAGUAGGAUGACACCGGAAAUUUUCUGUGGCAGAGACUGAUGUGAUUUGCUCUGCAUCAGUGAGGGAAAAAAUGCAUCACAACCAGGAGGAGCGGUCGGUAAAUACAGUCAGUGCGCAGCUCGGGACAGCGCGCCACAGUGACUCCAACAGCCUGGAGAGCAGCUUGGGCAGCGGCCUCUCUGACCUCCAACCACCUGCUUACUCUAAACUGGAGUUCAGGAGAAACUCAGUGACAGAUGACUAUAAGAUCACAGCUCAGGUUCUCGGCCUGGGGAUCAAUGGCAAAGUGCUGGAAUGUUAUUGCAAGAAAACAGGAGAGAAAUGUGCUCUGAAGAUCCUGUACGAUACUCCUAAAGCCAGACGGGAGGUUGAGCUGCACUGCAGAGUCUCUGGAGGUCCUCACAUCGUCCGAAUACUCAGCCUGUAUGAAAACAUGCACCAGGGGAAGAAAUGUCUCCUCAUCAUAAUGGAGUGCAUGGAGGGAGGGGAGCUGUUCAGUCGCAUCCAGGCCAGAGGGGACCAGGCCUUUACGGAGAGAGAGGCGUCAGAGAUCAUGCAUGACAUCGGCACGGCCAUACAGUAUCUCCACCUCAUGGACAUUGCUCAUAGGGAUUUGAAGCCUGAAAACCUGCUCUACACCACCAGGGAGAGUAACGCUACACUCAAACUGACUGACUUUGGCUUCGCUAAGGAGACGACGCUGCAUAACUCCCUGCAAACUCCCUGCUACACUCCAUAUUACGUUGCCCCAGAGGUGCUUGGGCCAGAGAAAUAUGACAAGUCAUGUGACAUGUGGUCUCUGGGCGUAAUCAUGUACAUUCUUCUGUGUGGGUUUCCUCCGUUCUACUCAAACACAGGUCAGGCCAUCUCUCCAGGCAUGAAGCAGAGGAUCAGGAUGGGCCAGUAUGAGUUCCCAAACCCUGAGUGGGCUGAUGUUUCUGAGGAAGCCAAACAGCUCAUCAUUCAGUUACUGAAGACAGAGCCCAAUGAGAGGAUGACCAUCGGGCAAUUUGUGAACCAUCCCUGGAUUAGUCAGUCCAUGGUGGUCCCCCCAACACCCCUCCACACCUCUCGUGUUUUGACAGAGGAAAAGGAGCUGUGGGACGACGUGAAGGAGGAAAUGACCAGCGCCCUUGCCACCAUGCGUGUUGACUACGACCAGGUGAAGAUCAAAGACCUGGACAUGUCCAACAACCCUCUGCUCAAUAAGAGGCGGAAGAGGCCCGUGCCUGGAGGGGCCGACACGUGAGGAGAUGGUGACGGAGGAGAUGGAGGAGUGGUUUGUCAUAGUCACAGAGAGGUCACAUUUUCUGAUGAGCAUGGAAAAAUGAUUACUUGAGAAAAGUAGAGUAGCAGUAUGAAAGGGAAGCAGAGUGAGCAAUAUUUUCCAACCUACAUGUCACUUAUUGUACUUUAUUCACUUUGUAUCCUUCUUUGUAUCACUGCACUCAAAUAAAUGUCAUUUAUUUUGACUGUUACUAGUCUAACAUGUGAAAUAAAACUGUGUUUUUUUAUGUUUUA
Messenger RNA from Chelmon rostratus (copperband butterflyfish), 1793 nucleotides. RefSeq names its product MAP kinase-activated protein kinase 2-like. Gene Ontology annotation, biological process: intracellular signal transduction; protein autophosphorylation; response to cytokine. Bases 343 to 1521 code for a protein of 392 amino acids. Lineage: Eukaryota; Metazoa; Chordata; Actinopteri; Chaetodontiformes; Chaetodontidae. Gene Ontology annotation, cellular component: cytoplasm; nucleus. The record is from RefSeq and is a predicted model, not a curated record. Gene Ontology annotation, molecular function: calcium/calmodulin-dependent protein kinase activity; calcium-dependent protein serine/threonine kinase activity; calmodulin binding. The transcript is spliced from 10 exons.